Danio rerio (zebrafish) is the source of this 4263-nucleotide messenger RNA. The record is from RefSeq and is a predicted model, not a curated record. NCBI's taxonomy places the organism in Eukaryota, Metazoa, Chordata, Actinopteri, Cypriniformes, Danionidae.
AGAAAAAGUUAAAGCUCUAGGGUGUGAAUUUCUUAUGAAUCCUCCAGCAGCAAGUCAUAUGGGAGGAGUCUGGGAAAGGCAAAUAAGAACCAUAAUAAGUGUUCUUACUGCCGCUCUGGAUCAGUCUGCACAGAGGUUUGACAGUACCUCUCUAAGGACAUUUUUGUAUGAGGUUAUGGCCGUUGUUAAUAGCAGACCACUCACCACCGAACAUUUGAAUGAUCCAUUAGGACCUGAACCCUUAACUCCGAACCACAUUCUUACUAUGAAGUCUACUAUCAUUCUUCCUCCACCAGGACAGUUUACAAGAGAAGAUCUUUACCUGCGAAAGAGAUGGCGCAGAGUACAGUAUUUGGUAAAUGAAUUCUGGACUCGAUGGAAAAGGGAGUAUCUUUUAAACUUGCAGCCAAGACAGAAGUGGCACAAGAAUCAAAGGAAUUUAAAGGUUAAUGACAUUGUCCUUGUUCAAGAUGAUCUUGCACCACUUAAAGGGGUGGUCCACAACGAUGUCACAUUUUAAGCUUUAGUUCAUGUGUAAUGUAGCUAAGUGAACAUAAACAACAUCUCUGAAUGUAAUAUACCCAAAGUUCAAUGCAAAGGGAGACAUUAGCUUUUACAGAGUUAGCUUAGCAAAGCCUACAACGAACGAAUUUUGGAGACUACAAACAAAGUCUUCCGCCCCCUGUGACAUCACAGGGGUUCCAGGUUACGCGCAUUUACUGCUCACACGCCUUGCGCUGCAAAGAAGCGUGGCCACAGACGCGUAAAGAACGGAAAAUGCCGAAACGCUGCUAUUUUCAUGGAUCUUGUUCUGCUUCGCUAUUUAACCUUCCAAAGGACGUGACACAAAGAGAGAAGUGGUUAUAAUUCAUUUUUAAUCAUGUUCCAGAAUAUUACAAAAAAGAUAUCACUCUCUGUGCACAGCAUUUUACAAAGGACAGCUUUCAAAAUUGGUCGCAGUUCAGGGCUGGAUUUAGCCAAAAACUUCUCCUCAAAGAAGGAGCAGUACCUACGAUAAAAGACGAUGCUGGGGAUUGUGAGCUACAACCUGUAAGUAUUUCUAUUUGUUGCAAUAUCUUACAUGCAUAGUUUCUAGCAUUCAUUGUAGGCUAUGUUGUAGUACGGACGUAAACCAGGAUAUAAACCACGAGAAACGCGGUUUGUCUUUAGCAAUUGGUUUUGUCUUUGUCAAUUGUUAGUCUUUAGUUUGUUGAGGUGGUCUCUAAGUAACAAAGUUAUGAACCGGGAGGAGUAUGGAUCGGCGAUCAGAAGCUAUACCAAAGUAAAUGCGCUAGCUUGUGGAUGAUAUUACGGAAGUUUUCCUGUGGAAAUAACAACGGGAGGGUGGCAGAAGAUGAGUGUGAAAUACGAGAAACUCUCGGGAAAAAACGGGAGUUUAGCAGGUAUGAUUUAGCUAACGUUACAAACAUACGUAUCGGUUUUAUCCCUGUAAUUAUCCACGCUCGUCACCAGCAAACACGAUGUAUAUGUAUGCGGAAACAUUGCGUGAGUUUUACAAUUGAAAUAGUGGAGUAUAUUAUGUACAGACAUCCGAAGUCUCCCUGAGGCGCCGCCACAGCCCCCUCCUCCCCCGCUCGCUAUUCAUCUUUGUCGUGAAAUCUCCCACUCUCGCUUUUUCUGUACGUCGCUUUUCAAACUACUUUUAUCAACUUGGGAAGUUUGUACAUAUACUGAUAAUGCUUUGAAAUAGCCGCAAGUUGCUACGAUGAUGUACAUCUGCUUAAAAAAACACAUGCUGGAAAUGUAUGUUUUGCUGCAGGUUUCAAUGGGUUUGCUGGUCUCAAUAUUGGUCAGGGCCAACACUGAGAACAGCUAGACCAGCACUGAAAACAGCAUCAAAACAUAUCUUACUAGCAUGUGAUUUUUUUUAGCAGGGGUGGCAAUUAAAAAAUAAACAAACACAUGCUUUUUAUUUUUACCAGACAACAUCUCAACAGGUUACCAGCUCCCCAGACCUACCUUCCACACCUACACAUGUAGAAGUUGCAUGUCAGGUAGACAUUAAAGAGACUGUGACAGUAGCCACCAAAACAUCACCAAAUGUGCGAUCAGUGGGUACUAAAGUUUCUUUUCGUACUUUGCGGGACAUCCAUGUAAGAAGCAAAGGUAUGUUUUAUUUUAUUAUUUAAAUAUUUGCUGUUGUUUGUUUGUGCAUUCUAAAGUUGUUUGUGUGCCAGGUAUAUUGUGUAUUAAAUAGCAUGAAUAACACAAUUCCCUUUUUUUUAAUAGGUAUUCAGGCGAAAGUGUCUUGUCGUAAUGUUGGCACAGAAACUAUUUCUUUGCCAGAUAUGCAGCUCUCUUCAACACCAAUUAAGGGUUCAAUCUUUAGGCCAAGCAAGCGACCUCGUCUUUUGUUGGAGGAGGAGGAUGACAACAAUGAUGAUGAGGACGAAGAGUCUGAUUUGCAUGUAGAACCACAUGACUCCACUUAUAAUCCGGAAUCUGUUGUCACGGAAGAUUCACAGUCAGUGUUAGAUCCAGAAUCAAACUACAUGGACAACAAAUACAUUGUAUUUGAAAGCUGCCUUAUAGACUUGUUUGGUUCCUGUCCCGUCUGUAAGACAAAGUGUGCCAUCCAAAAAAGACAAAUGGGGACUUUUAUUGCAUUCACACAGCUGUGUGACAAGUGUAACUACCUACGACAGUGGCAGAGCCAGCCCAUAGUAGGUAGUACUCCAGUCGGAAACCUGAUGUUGUCUGCUGCUACAUAUUUCACUGGUGGAUCAUUCAUUCAACUACAGAGGGUUUUCAAGGCCAUGAAUCUUCAAACGAUUCAGUACUCUGCUUUCAGGAACCAUGCCAGAAAUUUUUUAGAACCUGCCAUCAUACACAAGUGGAAUCUAGAGCAACAAAAUAUUUUUACACAGCUAAAAAAAGAGGGAGCGGUUGCAUUAGCAGGAGAUAUGAGAGCUGACACACCAGGACAUUCAGCAAAAUUUGGCAGCUACACAUUGAUGGACAAUGAAACCAACAAAAUUGUCGAUCUUCAACUAAUUCAGAGCAACGAAGUCGGUGGAAGUUAUCACAUGGAAAAAGAGGGAUUAAAACGUUGUCUUGAUAAGCUGGAUGCUAAUGGUUUAGCUGUUGACUACAUAGUCACCGAUCGCCAUCCUCAAAUUCAAAAGUACCUGAGAGAGCGUGGCAUCACCCAGUUCUAUGAUGUGUGGCACUUUGAAAAAGGUUUGUCCAAGAAGCUUGAGAAGCUUUCAAAAAGGAAAGAAUGUGAGGUGCUGAAGAGAUGGUUGAAAAGUAUAAAAUAACCAUGUGUACUGGAGUGCGACUUCCUCCGUGUCUGGCCCGGAAAAGGUUGCCAAAUUAACAUCCUUACUGAACCACAUACAAAAUAUACAUGUUCACAAUAACCCGCUGUUUCCAAAGUGUGAACACCCUGAUGUACUUUCAAGAGAUCGCAAAAAAUGGUUCCAACCAGGUUCACAGGCCCUCUAUAAAGUAGAAAAGGUUUUGAACAACAAGAGAGUUGUCAAGGAUGUUGCAAAACUCAGCCACCACUAUCAAACAUCCUCACUUGAGGCAUUUCAUAGUGUAAUUCUGCGUUUCACACCAAAGAAUGUUGUUUUUCCUUUUAUUGGAAUGCUGUGCAGGUUAUAUCUCGCAGCUAUGCACCAGAAUGAAAAUUGUCAACGUGAACAGGCAAUAACUACUACUGGACAGGCUGUGUACAAAUUUGUAUUUCCAAAAACGAAAAGGGGGGAAUGCACAGCAAAACCAGUGAAAACAGAGCCAACAUAUGGCUACGUGAAGGACCUCAUGGUCCUUGUGCUAGAUGAGGUCUGUUUGGAUCCAGCACCAUAUGUGGAAGAGCUGCAGUCCAUUCCGGUUCCACCACCUCUUUCCUCUCAAUUUGAGAAACCCUCAAAAGAGCAUGUUAUUUCACAGCAUGUUUCAAGAUUUAAUCAAGGGGAGGCCGGAACCCAACAUACUGUCCUGCUGCAUUCGGAAACUCCUGGCGUAUCCGGCGCACCACACAUGACGGGAUGACAACCCUCACUUCACGUCCUAGCCAGCCCCAGCACCAGCUAACAAAGCUGCGAUAUGACAGAUAACGGAAACGCCUAUGGCAAUAAAAGGAAACGGAUGUCAGCAUUGCAUAUCAAACCUUGCAAUUGUACAUAUGUGUAUAUAUUUAUUGUCUAUUUAAGUUUUUUUAAACUGGUUUUCAGUGAUUUGUACUUAGUAACUUAAAAUACAUUUAUUAACAUUUAUUAAAAUACAUUUUACAAA